AUGGACAAUACCAAAUGGAGGGAUAUAUGUGAAAAUGAAAUCAGAAUUAGUAUCUUCCAAUGUCCAACUGACACCCAUGUCUCAGAAAAUAAGACCCAGCGAUGACCGAUCAUUUGCAAUCAUCACGCUGAGGAAUAAUAAAGUACCUCUUAAAUCAGCUUUUGGAACAUUCGUGAUGAAAGUUGAUGAUAUAAUAAACAUACGUAGUGUAUUGGAAGUAAGACCAUCUGCUGGCACAACAUCGAUGAUAUAUUCUGAAUCCAUUCCAGUGUUUGUUCCAAGUUUUAACGUAACCCGUACAUCUCCCGAAAAGAUCAGGAUGAGGGAACAAACGUCAUUCAAUGCAGAUAUAACUCUUCCCCUGUUUGGUGUCAACAAUGCUUAUGCUAAACUCUAUAUGCCGUACAAUGAUAACGAAGCCAAAAUUACUAUUGCUGACUUUGCAGUGUCUGGAAUAUCCGGAGUUGGUAUUGGUGCAACCGACAUUCUCAAUUCACGACUUAAUUCCGGAAUAACCAAAUUUUCUCGGAGUAUGACGUCAGAGGAAGAUACUGCGACUAUCACAUUCCCCACGCUCAAUAUUACAGGCGCUGAUAACGAUGUUAUAAUGCUGACGCUGUUAUGUCAGGGUAUACUACAGGAUUUUAUGGGAUACUCCGAUGGGCAGAACAUAGAAAUGGAUAUUGGAUUUAAACUGAAUGAGGAUUUUAUAUGGAUAGGUAGUACCAAUGCAAGUAUAGAUGAUGAUACUGAUGCUCUGAAACAACGACCGAUUCUAUUGGCGGAACUGACAGAGAUUCACAGAUCCUUGCACCAUGGGACGAUAAAUUGUAAAAUGAAACUGUCGAUAAAUCAUGACGACAAAUCACUAGGAACAGCCUAUAACAUAACCGUGAUCCUCUACUUACCAAACACAGUGACAUUUUUGUCAUCAACAAGACAUGUACACUACUAUGACGUUGUUAAACGUGCACACCAGUUUGAAGAAGAACAGACAGUGCGUUUUGAGCUACCUAGAAUAUCAUUUCCACAUUCAUCACGUAUAAUUUUCAAUGUUACUAUGGAUACAAAGAGAGGACUGUACCUUAACUCAGACAACACAGGUAUUACGUAUGAAGUAUUGUAUUCUGGAUGGAGAACGGAGGAAGUCUUUAGCGUUUCUCUGCAGUACUUUGAAUUGAUGAUUGACAAUAUCAAAGAUAAGAGUACAGAGUUAAUUACAGGAAUGAAGUGUUCUUGUCCUGGAGACAAUGAUGAUAAAACAUGUGCUUGUUGUAGCGAAAAUGCUUGUCAAUGUGGAAAACAAAAUCCCUACAAUUGUGUACCGUGUGACUCUCUGGAUCGGUGUGCAGAAACCAUAAAAGGAUACUAUCAAUUAUCAACACUGCAGGACAUGAAUGGAACUACAUAUCAUUGCGAUGAUAGAACAAAACUAAGACCACGAAGAGUGUUUGCCUCAUGUAUGGCAAGAUUUUCUUCUGGAACUGAAAAAGUACUAUCUCCAUUGGUGUCCGUAAUACUUGGACUUGAUUAUGACAACACAAUUCUGUAUGGACUUUCCAAUAAUGGUCAAGGUUAUGUUUUCAGUUCCGAUCUUGGCACUAGUUGGAUAUCAUGUUCAAAAACAGUUUAUAUUAGUGCUUUGUACAACGACAACUUUAUAAACGCAACACAUACUUAGCUAAAUUUUUAUUUAGUGUUAUAUCUCAUGAAAAUAAAGCAUCAAGUAAUUUUAUCACUCUUUAUUCUAAGAACUUACACCAUAAUGCAUUCAACAUUUCAUUAACAUUAAGAAGUAAAUG
Molecule: messenger RNA, 1802 nt
Organism: Mytilus trossulus (common blue mussel)
Lineage: Eukaryota; Metazoa; Mollusca; Bivalvia; Mytilida; Mytilidae
Exons: 11
Coding region: 35-1681 (548 amino acids)
Source: RefSeq, a predicted model, not a curated record